This is a messenger RNA of Periconia digitata, 3028 nucleotides long. Lineage: Eukaryota; Fungi; Ascomycota; Dothideomycetes; Pleosporales; Periconiaceae. The record is from the annotation of a GenBank genome assembly.
AUAUGCAAGAGGCUUGACCGACCAGCCAAUACUUGGUUCAAGUUAAUUCGUGCCUUGACUUACUCCUCUUUAUUUAAUUCCGUUGUUCAAUCAGCCAUGUCCAACGUCCACCAGCCAUUUCUCCCGUCCCAGUAUGACGAAGAGAAGACAAUUCGAGCGACUACCUCUACCUGGAACAAUUACGCAAACGAAGAGCCCAAGGAGGCAUUGAAAAGGGGCUUAAAAUCCUUUCCAAUAGUCGAAGUCAUUGUCCACGCCCUUGCAAUCGGUACCGUCGGGGUGCUCAUAUGGCUGAACGUGGUGAAGAUGCCCUGGGUCGAUUUCGUGAUUGACGACGAUACCGUGGAGACAGGAUAUUGGCAGCUUGUCGCCAAAGCGCAUGAACUCCUAAUCACGACUUCUCUCUCAUACAUAGCAUUUUAUUACAUGCGCGCGAUGUUGAUGGGAGAGCGGGGCGUACCCUUCGGCCUACUUAGUUCGACGUACCAAUUUUCCAAGCCCACCAUGCUGUACAGACACGGGGCGUGGAUUUCGGCAGUUUCGCAUCGCGCGAUUUUUGGGCUUACACUGCUGGUUUUCGGCGUCAUCUCCAAUCUGGCAAACCCGUUCUCUGCCAUUCUAAUGAUUCCUACUCCCGGUUGGGUUACUACAGGCGAGCGAAUAUCAGCGGACGCCUCCACCAUUCACAUACCAGGCUCUAAGAAUUUACUGUGGCCGAGUGCAUACAAUGAAACCUUCAAUUCAGAUGGACAGCUUCCUUGUAACAUGAUGGACGAUUAUGAUGAUGUCAGGUAUCAAUGUCCCGCUUUCGGACACAAGGAGAUAUUGAAUUGGUUUACAUACUACAUGGGUACGGGAUCGUACACAGAUGCCAGUUUCGCUCCCUUGAUGGGUGGAGCGAGGCGAGACGCUGUUGUCUCCUGCACACAAGAGAAUUGUAACGACUCUAGUGAAGCGUACAGCACUGUCAUGACAGAGCUAGAAACAGUGUCUAUUGGCUCUUAUUCAGGAUGGGCCAGGAAUCAGAAUCUGGGAGGAAUUAGGGAUGUGCCAACAUCCAAGUUCACCGUGUCCCAACGAACGCCCUCGUAUCAGCCAGUCGUUGCAGUAAAUUGCAAGGCAGGCAGUUGGAACGCGGGUAGAGAAGGCAUUGACAUAACGUUUCCCGAUAUUCAAAGUAAAUGGAGCCCAUCUGAAGGACCCGGCAGGCCUCCAUUCACCACCUACCUGAAUCAAAGUUACUCGGGCGCAAACGACUUUCAGUGGUUCAAAGACACACAGGACAACUCUUCCUCUAUCUUAGCACUGGCCAUAUUACCUUUAGACCUUGAAAAUCCCGAGGAAAUAGAUAAACAGACUAACCUAUACGUGGCGUGCGCAAUCGAUGCCCGGUGGUUCGCAAAUCUGGCCUGGUACUCCCCGAAAAACUCAGCAACCGUACAGAGCAACGUUACACGUAACCUACCAAAGAUCCUAAGAUCUAAAGACGUACUAUCCCAUACUGCGCUGGGUAUUUCAGCUAGUCCCAUCGACAUCUCACUCGACGGGGCCGUGUAUCUCAACCCAACCAAGUCAUUUUACGAUAACGACACUUACGACACUGCCAUGUCGUACAACUAUUCACUCUUGGGUGAUUUCCUUGAUGGCUUGCAGACACAUAAAGAUAUCAGUAGCACAUGGCUUCGGCCUGCUGAAAAAUUCGUCUCUUCUCUCCUAAGUCUUGUCGUUGCAGAUGGCCUUGCUCGUAGUGCCUCGACAUGGGCUCGAAACCCGCCAUUCCUCGACAUCCACGAUUCGAACCCUGUGAUAUUAGGCGCGUCAGAUGCCAUUUCGAAGGAAGCCAGCGAGGGAUUACUGGCCGAGAAUGCCAAAUCUGACCAAUAUCUCGUUGAAAUAGAAGUCGAACGCUAUGUCUACGGCUGGAUACCUCAAGGCAUAUCGUUUUGGUUUGCAGUGGGCAUAUUCCUACUGUAUGCCCUGAUAGCGGCCGGUCAUUUGCUAUACAUACUGUUCAUUUUCAUUUUCUGGAAUUCAAAGUACUGUGGAGGAACCUGCUGGGACUACAUGGGCGAUUUGGUAGCCUUGGCCAUGAAUUCCAGCCCAACACCCAGAUUAUACGGAACUGGUGCCGGUAUCAAGAAGUGGGACAUUUGGAAGAAUUCUGCCAAAGUGCGGUCUUUCAAUGGAGAGAGGCUCGAGCUGUGCUUCUUGGACGACGGCGAAGAGGCUGGGGAAUUGAUCCAGCCAGGGAAGAAGUAUUACUAAAUCUGUUGAGAUCAGAUUGCCCAUUAUCUAGUUACUUAAUCACCAUAAUAUCACUCGAUGCUCAAGUAGCAUCAUGAGAACUACCAACGAUCUGACCUCGGACAGAGUUUUGACUUGUCUCUCAAUCUCCAGAGAACGAAUAGCAGGGCGACAAUAAAUUUCGGACACUUAGCUGUCAUAUACAUAAAUAUUAUUCCACAUUCCACAUGCACAAAUACGUCCACAAGACCCCACCAUCAACCCCGGUUCAUCACUUUCGGAUAACUACAUAUGACUACAUAUGCAAUUAUGCAAGCUACCCACGUGCCAACGGUCACUACCCACAUAUGUACAUUACAGCUAGCUCCAUGAUACUCGAUGAUAUGACAGCAUCACCACACAGAUCUAGCACCCCACCCCACACAGCAACAACCCACUCAAUCCCACCAAAAUGCAACUCCCUCAUACCCCAUCACCUCGAAUCCCACAAUUUCCGUCUCAAACCCUUCGACCUUUACAACACUCCACCUAUCAACAAUCUACUUAAUCCCACCAAAUGCAACUCCCUCAAAUCCCAUCACCUCGAAAUCCCACAAUCUCCAGCAUCACCAAAGGACACCGCGUCUCAGACCUUCACACAUCCAUCCCCACUCAUCCCUCACAACGGCAAAACUCCAAUCCCACCAACCCAUCCCCCUCAACGUCAGCAAUCACACUCGGCAAAGACCCCCACCACCACGCAUAACGCCAUCACCACCCAAUAAAAGUACUAAUAAUAAUAAUC